AGUUCGUUAGGGCUAUUCCAUUUUCCGAGCCGACGACAAUUGACAUUUCGCCGCUUUGGUGUUGUACAUUACGCAGCAGUAGCAGUACCACAUGCCCCCUACGGCCCUUCCUAAUGAUCCGAUCCAACAACCGGCAGUUUGGAGCUCUGAUUUCUCUAGUAGCUUCUCAUGAGGAGGAGGAGGACGGGAGUUUGAGGGUUCUUGCCGGGAAUUGGGUUUCCUCACCAUUAUGCAACUGAAAUCCAUCAACAUAUUCGUAAUCACUCUCAUGCUAGGGUUUGCGCUAAUCAUUCUCUUCUUAACGACGAGUUUUCUCGAAUUCCCGUCCGCAGACACGGCGCAGGAUGGCCUAUUCGUGACCCUGUCGGAGUCGUCCGAGCCGGAGCCCUUCGAAGAUUUAUUCGAAGCUUACAAAAAAUGGGAUGCUCAAGUCGGAUGUGCCCAAUUUCGGGAGAAGCACAAAGGUUUGUCAUCGAGCGGGUCGAACACCUCAUUUCUCCCGAAUGCUGAGGACGGAAUCCGGUGCGGCGAGCUGCAGAUGGACCAUGUCAGUGUUCUGGUCAAAGGUUGGACUUGGAUUCCUGAUAACAUGGAUAAUAUGUAUAGCUGUAGUUGUGGCCUGUCCUGUUUAUGGACCAAAUCUUCAGUUCUUGCCGAUAAGCCAGAUGCCCUGUUGUUUGAAACCACGACGCCUCCAUUGAAGAGAUUGAAAGGCAAUCCCCUUCGUGUAUAUAUGGAUCUUGAGGCCGGGAGGAAGAAAUCAGGCUAUGAGGACCUUUUCAUAAGUUACAAUUCUAAAGAUGAUGUCCACUGCACUUAUGCUGGUGCUCUUUUUCAUAACAACCGUAAUUAUCAUAUAUCUCCUGUAAAGAACAAUGACACGCUUGUUUAUUGGUCUUCAUCCCGAUGUCUACCUCAAAGAAACCAACUAGCAAAAAAGAUACUUAGUUUGUUGCCACACCACUCAUUUGGCAAGUGUAUGAACAAUGUUGGUGGACUGGACCGGGCGCUUUCCCUGUAUCCCGAGUGCAUAAAGGAUGCUAAAGAAACGCCCAAAUGGUGGGAUCAUCUGCAUUGUGCCAUGUCACAUUAUAAAUUUGCCCUUGCAAUUGAAAACACGAUGACUGAGAGCUAUGUGACUGAGAAAGUGUUCUACGCCCUGGAUUCUGGAGCGGUUCCUAUAUACUUUGGCGCUCCGAACGUUUGGGACUUUGUACCUCCUCAUUCAAUCAUAGAUGGAACACAGUUCAGCUCGAUCAGUCAACUAGCUUCUUACGUCAAGUCCCUAGCUAAUAACCCCAUUGCUUAUGCCGAAUACCAUGCUUGGAGGAGAUGUGGCGUCCUGGGAAACUACAAGAAAACUCGUGCAGAGAGCCUGGAUACUUUGCCGUGCCGGCUUUGUGCAGCUGUGAGCAGAAGAAAUGGGAGAAAUGCAGAAGCUUUGUAACAACUUGGAGAUUUUUAAUGAUGGCUUGUAAUGGGUACAUCUUCACUAGUCAAUUUUGCAUCCUAUUAUGUAUUGUCAAGAGCAGAUGUAGAAGAAGACUUGACAAAUUCAAUUUAUACACACAAGCUUUUGCUUUUAGCAGCUAA
Andrographis paniculata is the source of this 1593-nucleotide messenger RNA. Its product is annotated as alpha-(1,4)-fucosyltransferase. The coding region runs from base 230 to 1447 and encodes 405 amino acids. Gene Ontology annotation, cellular component: membrane. NCBI's taxonomy places the organism in Eukaryota, Viridiplantae, Streptophyta, Magnoliopsida, Lamiales, Acanthaceae. The record is from RefSeq and is a predicted model, not a curated record. The transcript has 3 exons. Gene Ontology annotation, molecular function: alpha-(1->3)-fucosyltransferase activity.